UCAAUUUUAAACUUCUUGGAAAUUUCACAAUGGCGAAAUCCACAUCGCAACAACUUCAGAUUAGAGAAUCGAACAACAAUGUAAAUAAAAAUAUUGUAAUGAAGACGAAAACAAAGCGAACUCGGAGGAGCGUACCGAGAGAUUCGCCUCCUCAACGAAGCUCCAUUUACCGCGGCGUUACUAGGCAUCGAUGGACGGGCAGAUAUGAGGCUCAUUUGUGGGAUAAGAAUUGCUGGAAUGAAUCGCAGAACAAGAAAGGAAGACAAGUUUAUCUUGGUGCAUACGAUGACGAGGAAGCGGCAGCCCAUGCGUACGACCUUGCAGCACUUAAAUACUGGGGCCAAGAAACCAUUCUUAAUUUUCCGCUAUCGACGUACCAAAAAGAGCUGAAGGAAAUGGAGGGACAGUCGAGGGAAGAAUACAUUGGGUCGUUGAGAAGAAAAAGUAGCGGGUUUUCUCGUGGGGUUUCUAAAUACAGAGGCGUUGCUAGGCACCAUCACAAUGGUAGAUGGGAAGCUCGAAUUGGCAGGGUGUUUGGCAAUAAGUAUCUCUAUCUUGGAACAUAUGCGACGCAAGAAGAAGCAGCCACGGCGUACGAUAUCGCAGCCAUAGAAUACCGUGGACUCAACGCCGUCACCAAUUUCGACCUGAGCCGUUACAUUAAGUGGCUAAAACCCUGCAACGACGUCGUUUACGCCAGCGACCACACCCUCAACAUUGACUCUGUCCUCCCAAGCCCUAAACAAGAACUGGACCUAGGGCUCUUCCCGGCGGACCAAAACCAAAGCAGCACCGAUUCGGCGACGGCGGAACCAAUUGCCUUACCUCCAUCCCACAGACCGACCACCACCACCACCACGUCAGCUCUCGGCCUCCUGCUUCAAUCUUCCAAGUUCAAGGAAAUGAUGGAGAUGAAUUCGGCAACGGAGUGUCCGUCGACGCCGACGUCAGCGGAGAAGCUCGAACGGCGACGGUGCUUGUUUCCCGAUGAUGUUCAGACUUUCUUUGCCUGCGAUAGCUCGGGAUCUUACUGCUAUGGAGAAGCGGAUGAUGCAAUUUUUAGCGAUUUCAACUGUUUCGUACCGCCGCCGCCGUCGCAUUACGAUUUUGACGAUUAGAAGAAGGAUAGAAGGAUCGAGGAGAAUAAUUAACGAAGCAUCUGCAAUAUUGAUUUUAGAUUUAGUAAGAGGACUUUUUAACAUCUGCUGAUUAAAAAUAAUUCUUUUAUUUUGACUAAAGAUUCCA
Cucurbita moschata (crookneck pumpkin) is the source of this 1245-nucleotide messenger RNA. Its product is annotated as AP2-like ethylene-responsive transcription factor At1g16060. Gene Ontology annotation, molecular function: DNA-binding transcription factor activity; DNA binding. The record is from RefSeq and is a predicted model, not a curated record. The coding region runs from base 30 to 1118 and encodes 362 amino acids. The transcript has 8 exons. Gene Ontology annotation, biological process: regulation of DNA-templated transcription. Lineage: Eukaryota; Viridiplantae; Streptophyta; Magnoliopsida; Cucurbitales; Cucurbitaceae.